CACUCACAGGCGGAUAAACCCUCGCAUUGAAACCACCGGCAUUACAUCACCGGUUUUCCUUCCCGAAGCGUAAAAACAGUCUCGUUUAAUAUUUAACGGGAGGAUCAAAACGGCGAAGGAGCGAAGGAGACGGCCGGCUGUGUAUUUCACACGAGAUAUCAUGGGGAUUUAAAAAUAAUAACAAUGACAUAUAAUGUAAACAAGGGGAGGAUGGCGCAUUCGGCAAGAGUGAAUGUAGACCGUCAUCGUUCGACAGGAAGGUCUUUUGUGUGAGCAUGUGAACAGCGAAAGAUGACAUGGCAGAGGCUAAUUUAACAGCUAGCGGAGCCGAAACGCAGGGUGCAACGCUUUUUCCUUAUGAGGAGUAUGAGUGCAAAAUAUGUUACAAUUAUUUCGACCUUGACCGCCGCGCGCCAAAGAUUUUGGAAUGCUUGCACACGUUCUGCGAGGAGUGCUUGCAUACACUGCACCUCCGCGAGGACCGACCAUGGCGCAUCAGCUGCCCUGUGUGUCGCCACAGGACACCAGUGCCCGACUACCGGAUACAAAACCUGCCCAACAACACGAAAGUAACGGAAGCUUUCCCUCUCUAUAUCGAAUCGGACCCUCUUCCUCAGGACAGCUUACCCCCUUACCCGCCGCCGCUACAUCCCGCUCUCAUUGCCCUCCGGCGCGAAGAAGCGACAGGAGCGGCUCUGAGCCAGGCAACCCCCUCUACCACUGUGUCCACCGCCACGACAGUCUCCCAAGACUCUGUGCGUUAUGAGAGCUGCCAAAACUGCAAGCGCGUCGCUCUGACCACGGGCUGCGUCUGCGUGAUUUUCUCCUUCCUGUCCAUGCUCGUUUUGCUGUUCAUGGGCCUCAUCUUCGUGCAAAAUCACAACAACCCCCCCUCGCCAGCGGGCCCUAUUUGUCUGUCGGUAGCUAGCAUCUUGGCCAUGUUUUCGGUUGUUGUCACGUGGCUGAUUUGCUGGUUGAAAUACAGACCUGAGCACGAGACCGGCCGCUCGUCUACGGCGAACUCAAGCAGACGGAACGCCUAAUGGCAAAUGGCUCUUACUGUGUUUGUUUGUGUCUUAUUCUUCCCACGUCCCCAUUUCCUCUAAUCUUGCAGCUCCGUAAUCUUGUAGGGUAUCCAGUAUGGCCUCGAAAUGUCUAAUCAUGCUAUUUGGAAAAUAUUUCCAAAUGCUCGAAUGCCAUUCGCUCAAAAUGUUGAAUUUUAAGGUGAGACGCAACUAAUUUUAUACAUGUUUCAAUUAUAAUCAAUAGAUGUAUGUAUUGUGUGGGUUUUCAUUGUGAAUUUUGAUA
Messenger RNA from Megalops cyprinoides (Indo-Pacific tarpon), 1308 nucleotides. RefSeq names its product E3 ubiquitin-protein ligase rnf152-B. The transcript has a single exon. The coding region runs from base 297 to 1043 and encodes 248 amino acids. Gene Ontology annotation, biological process: protein ubiquitination. The record is from RefSeq and is a predicted model, not a curated record. Gene Ontology annotation, molecular function: ubiquitin protein ligase activity. Lineage: Eukaryota; Metazoa; Chordata; Actinopteri; Elopiformes; Megalopidae.